Messenger RNA from Trichophyton benhamiae CBS 112371, 1365 nucleotides. RefSeq lists its product as uncharacterized. The coding region runs from base 1 to 1365 and encodes 454 amino acids. Gene Ontology annotation, molecular function: hydrolase activity, acting on carbon-nitrogen (but not peptide) bonds. NCBI's taxonomy places the organism in Eukaryota, Fungi, Ascomycota, Eurotiomycetes, Onygenales, Arthrodermataceae. The record is from RefSeq and is a predicted model, not a curated record. The transcript has a single exon.
AUGGCUCAUCCCAGAGAUCCAGGAGAUAUCCCCCCAACGUUCAGGAUAGAUCUUUCUCUCCCUCCUUCAGAAAGAUACGUUGCCUUGGCUUCUUCGUAUCGACAGAGACUAAGGUCACUCAUCGACAUCUUUGAAGAGCUUGUCAGUUCCUUGGACGGCAUCGUCUCCCCGAAAUGGGUCUACCGAGUCGCUCCUAUUCUGCUGAGGAAACUAUAUUCCCGCGAGGAGACUGAAGAGAUUAAAGGAAUAUCCAGAGUUACAGGCAUAGACCUCUAUAUUCUUGUAUCUCUAAACGUAUUUCUCGAUCUCCUUAUGGGAUGCACCAGCGGGGCUGCCUUGACAAAACAGCCACACGAUACCGAUGCCAAAAUGCUUCACUUUCGUACACUCGACUGGGAUAUGGAUGAGCUCCGUUGGCUGAUUGUGAAACUUGAGUACGUUCGCGGAUCUGAGAGUAACACUGUUAUUGCAACAAGUGUAACGUACGUGGGCUUUGUUGGAGUUCUAACAGGUGUGAGGAGAGGGCUAAGCAUCUCAUUGAAUUUCCGUCCAAAUCAUAAUCCAGGCAGGUUUUUGGCAAAUUAUCGGUUUUAUGGGAGCCACCUGCUCGUGCUACUCGGUAUGCGACGGUCUAUAUCAUCAUUUCUUCGAAAAUACAUCCUGUCACCAGACCUAGAUCAUAUUCAGAGCCAGUCCUGGCUUGACCGAAUACUAAAGCAAAAGAAAUCAAGGAUCCCGUCAAAAACAACCUUGGACUGGAUAGCGGAAAAUCUGCCCCGUGUACCCACAACUGCAGCUUACUUGAUUAUGUGUGACGGGAACUCAGCGAUUGUUUUUGAGAAAGAUCACAGAAGUGCUGUUAUCCAACGGUCCUCAUCAUUCGUGGUUGCUACCAACAGUGAUAUAGCGAAGGUAUCUCUGGCCGGUCAGAAAGAAGAAGCUGUUGAAUAUGACAAAGGCCAUGAUGACAGGAUGAUCGAGGCUUCCAACGAACCUCUAGAUUUAGAUGAUCUUAUUUUCCUCAGCGGCGAACGAAGAGCUCACAUGCAGGAUGCGUGGGAGAAAAAGGUAAAAGAGAAGCAAGAGAAGCCGUCAACUUCUCACGAUUAUUCUACAGCCGAACCCAUUUUGAGCCAGCUAGGAUGCCAGUCGGGACCUACUAUGGAUUGCCGUCUUGAUGUUUUACUUGAUCUAUGCGACGAUAACCAAGUUACAGCAAUGCCAUCAGAAGUUACUGAAUGGAUAAAUGGAUACCCUGUUACAAAUGAAAUGACUCACUUUGCUGCUAUCAUGGACCCUACUUUGGGUCAAGUAGCCUGGCUUAGACGGUACCUAGAGCCACCUACCCACAAUAAUAACAGUUGA